Molecule: messenger RNA, 1713 nt
Organism: Lathyrus oleraceus (garden pea)
Lineage: Eukaryota; Viridiplantae; Streptophyta; Magnoliopsida; Fabales; Fabaceae
Product: fructose-1,6-bisphosphatase, cytosolic
Exons: 13
Coding region: 171-1208 (345 amino acids)
Biological process (GO): sucrose biosynthetic process; fructose 1,6-bisphosphate metabolic process; gluconeogenesis
Cellular component (GO): cytosol; cytoplasm
Molecular function (GO): fructose 1,6-bisphosphate 1-phosphatase activity
Source: RefSeq, a predicted model, not a curated record
UUUAUUUAUUGUGGUCAAGAUGGAAAAACAAAUAGCAAUAUAAACGAGGACGCAAGCACGCAUAUAUAAGUGAUGAGUUUGUUACGUGCAUAGUUGAUUGCAUUCUGUUACGAUUCAUUCAUUCAUAGAUUGAAAAAGUUAGUUACUAUUGAACUGAAUUGGAAGAAGAAAUGGAUCACAUCGCCGAUGCACAACGCACCGAUUUGAUGACCAUAACCCGUUUCGUUCUCAACGAACAAUCAAAGCACCCUGAAUCACGCGGCGAUUUCAGCAUCUUGCUCAGUCACAUUGUUCUUGGAUGUAAAUUCGUUUGUUCCGCUGUUAACAAGGCUGGUCUUGCUAAGCUCAUUGGACUUGCUGGAGAGACCAAUGUGCAGGGUGAAGAACAGAAGAAGCUGGAUGUUCUUUCCAAUGAUGUAUUCAUCAAGGCUUUGAAAAGCAGUGGCAGAACAUGCAUCUUGGUUUCUGAAGAAGAUGAGGAGGCAAUAUUUGUGGAUCCCUCGCAACGUGGAAAGUACUGUGUUGUUUUUGAUCCAUUGGAUGGCUCCUCUAACAUUGAUUGUGGUGUUUCCAUUGGAACUAUUUUUGGGAUUUAUAUGAUGAAAGAUAACCAUGCACCAGUCAUAGAAGAUGUCCUGCAACCUGGGAAGAACAUGUUGGCAGCUGGUUAUUGUAUGUAUGGAAGCUCUUGCACGCUUGUGAUAAGCACCGGAAGUGGUGUUAAUGGUUUCACCCUUGACCCUUCUCUCGGUGAAUUCAUCUUAACUCACCCUGACAUUAAGAUCCCAAAGAAAGGAAAGAUUUAUUCAGUGAAUGAAGGGAAUGCCAAGAACUGGGAUGGCCCUACUGCCGCUUAUGUGGAGAAAUGCAAGUUUCCCACAGAUGGUUCAUCAGCAAAGUCUCUAAGAUAUAUUGGAAGCAUGGUAGCUGAUGUUCAUCGCACAUUGCUUUAUGGAGGUGUCUUUUUGUACCCUGCUGACAAAAAGAGUCCAAGUGGAAAACUUCGUGUAUUGUAUGAAGUCUUCCCAAUGUCCUUCUUGUUGGAACAGGCCGGAGGACAGUCUUUCACCGGCAAGCAAAGGGCACUUGAUUUAAUUCCAACAAAACUUCAUGAACGGUCUCCCAUAUUUCUUGGUAGCUAUGACGAUAUCGAAGAAAUCAAAGCUCUAUAUGCUGCAGAAGAGGAAACAAAAUGUGAAGGAUAUUAAUGUGAAAGUAACGGAGCUCCAAUGCCUUGAUUAAAAUGAAAUUAAUAAGGAUGGAAAAACUGAUGAAGAAGGAAAUCUGGAAGGCGAUGAAGAUGCUAAAGGUGUGAGAUUUGAUGAUAUUGAGGAUGAGAGAACCACCACACCCAAUGAUGGUUUUUAAGUGGUAAAAUUGGAUCUAUCACAAAAUGGUUCUAUUAGAGUUGAAAUCAAAGGAGUCAUAUAGAAUCAAGGUCUGUGCUUCAAAGUCACUUAUAAAAACUAUCAGCAAAGAGAAGAUAACAGUGUUUGCACCUGUCUUUCGGUCACUUACUGUUCUAAAAGCAAAGAUGUAGAGGAGGAGAAGCAAUAUUGAGUGAUGAAUUAGACGGCUGAGAUUUAGAUGAAUAUGAUGAAGAAAAAUAUGUUUAGUAUUAAAAAUUUAAAAAUGAGUAGCUAAGUAAGGAUUGAGUUCAAGUUGGGUGGAAUUUUAAUUUUUUUUAUCUGAAUUUAAAGAUGCAAUUAUUGA